This is a messenger RNA of Fusarium venenatum, 786 nucleotides long. RefSeq lists its product as uncharacterized. The record is from RefSeq and is a predicted model, not a curated record. NCBI's taxonomy places the organism in Eukaryota, Fungi, Ascomycota, Sordariomycetes, Hypocreales, Nectriaceae.
AUGAUUCUCGACCCGCUUGAAGCAUCACUGGGGCUUCACUUGGUUUAUGAUACUGUCGAGCGGGCGACCGAGAUCCGAAUUCCAAAUCUGCGACUGGAAUUUCUUAUCAAAUCCGGAGAUUACUUGGUCAAAUCCGAACAGUUCCGCGACAUGCACAUCAAUUCGGAUCAAUCUACAGAGACACUAGUGGGAUUCAAAAGCAAACUAGUGUUAACCAGCAGCAGGGAACCAGCUAGCAGAACAGUCCUUAUUCCUGAAGGCGAUGUUCGAUAUGAGAUGAAGACAUUCGACCAUCUCAAUAAGCACACCACGGUAACGUUAGUACAGGCUUACAAGCUCGACGAUCUCCUCGGUCGACUUGUCGGUAGCACCAGAACUGAGAGCAGACUUUACCUGGCAUACCUCCACGGACUUAUAUCAUUCUGCCUUCCGGACCCCUUCAUUGGACGAACAGGAAUCGAAGAAGCUCUGGAUAUCUUAAGAUCUGCGGUAGUCCGCAUACCAAGCAUCUUGACUGAAAUUUCCUACACUAUCCUGGAAAGAAUUGUCAGCCUAUCACUAACUCGUUCCUUCUACCCAAAGAAAGAGAAACUGAUGCAGGUCAUCGAGUGGUCUUCUAGACUGAGUUACAUGUCCCAGAACGAUCGCUUCUACAAAGCCGUGCUCGACAUACUCGCGAGAUGUCGAGAAAUCUGUUUCCUUUAUCCCAAGCACGAAGUACCGGACUCUUCGGAUCACUCCAUCCUUCAUCUAGUGGAACGAGCAAUCACUAGGGCUCCUAUUUGA